AGAUAAACAUUAUCGUUUUCAGAUUAUGUCAAGUGUUAUGUUAUAUUAUGUAUUUUAUUUUAACAAAUCUGUAUCAGACGAAUCGAUCUACACAUUUACGACAUAAACACAUCGAAGAUCGAAUACUAAAUUGCCAUUUUGUCGAAGAUGUCAACUAAAUGUCUUAUAGCGAGCUUGGCCCUUCUAAUUAUCCAUACAUCGUCAGGUCAGCAAUGCCAAACACGGUCGUUCCAACGCUUGUGUGUCACCGAUGGCAAUUUUCUGGUGUUGGAAAACGAAAGGAUGUCAAUGACUAUUAACAAAACAAAGGGGCAGAUAAUUGAACUUUAUUAUAAUUCACCUCUCGAUAGUACCAUCAAAUCAACGAACUUGGUGGGAGGAGGCUCUAACUAUUACCUUGCCAAUAUUUAUGUCAACGACAAGAAUGCGACGGUUAGGCCUAAUGUAGGAAAUAUAGAAAUUACCCAGAAUGAUGAACUUAUAGACCUUGCAUUCACAAGCAACGACACAGGCAUUUGGCCAAUUAACUUCGAGUUUCACUUGGUCCUCCAAAAAAAUUCAUCCAUAUUUUACUACUACUCCAUUCAUAAGUAUUUGAGGGAUGGCUACACUGCAGAGCAACUAAGAUGGGCUAUAAGGGCGAAUAUGGACAUAUUUAAAUACUAUAAUGUCGACGGGAAGAGGGCGGGGACUUUGCCCCUACAGCGAGAUGUAAAAUCAGCCCAGAUUGUAUAUGAUUGGACCUACAUGUUCAAAGACGGAUCAGUUUAUUCAAAAUAUCAGCAAAUAUCAUCUAAUGAAGAUACAAACACUGUGUUCGGUAUUUAUGGCAAUCGCUUUGGGCUGUCUCUACUGCAGACGCACAAAGAUUGGGUCAGUGGCGGACCACUAAAGCAGGACCUGACUACACACACUGGAUAUUUGCUUCUUUUCCACGAACAUUCGGCACAUUACGGUACCCCAAAAUUGAUACCCACCAAGGGAUGGACCAAAGUGUACGGUCCGAUCGGACUCUACUUCAAUGAUGGCGAAAGUCUUUCUCAAAUGUAUUCUGACGCUCAGAGACAACUCAAAGAAGAGGAGAAAAAGUGGCCGUACCAGUUUGUCACCGCACCAGAGUACUAUGCACAAGGGAGAGGCAGUGUGUCGGGAGUACUUACAGUGGAUGGGUCGCCGAAUAAAGAGUGGACAUACCUUAUUCUAACCGAACCUCAUGUUGAUGAUCCACAGUUAGAGUCGGCAACUUACAUGUAUUCCGCUGUGGCAGGAAAAAAUGGUGAAUUCAAAAUACCAGCUGUGAGACCAGGCACAUACAAACUGCAAGUGAUAGCCAAGGGUGUGGUAGGAAAGUACAUUCAAGACAACAUUCGCGUGCAUCAAAAAGAGAACAGUGAUCUUGGCACAAUUGAUUGGAAGCAGGAGACGCAUGGCAAAUUACUCUGGCAGAUCGGUGUACCUGAUAGAAGUUCCGCAGAAUUUAAAUCGCCACCUGGUUUUCCUUCACCUAUCCCUAAUUUAGAAGAGUACCGCAAGUUUGGCACAUGGCUCAGCUAUUCCAAAACAUUUCCUAAUGAUCCAGACUUCACAGUAGGCAGCAGUGACCCGGCUGAAGACUGGUGCUAUUUCAUGCCUAUGAUCAAAACACCUGGCUUCCCUAAUCAGCUCAAACUGGUCAAUAUCACCCAAAAUGCGCAACCUACCAAUUGGAAGGUCAGAUUCGACUAUAGCGGGUCAACCAGAGGAAACGCCACACUGACCCUGGGAUUUGCUGCUAGGGUCAAAGCCGGUAUUCGUGCGCUGAUCAACGGUGAGGAGAUUCUUGAGGUGGUCGAUUUUGUCGGACCGCAAGGUGAUUCUGCGCUGUUUCGUCAUGCAGCGCAUGGUAUAUUCCGUCAGCAGAGUGUGACGUUCAAUCAGUCGCUAUUGAAGGAGAAGAACAUUCUGGAGUUCACACCCCCCGUUGCCGUAAGUCAAGAUGAUUUAGAUAAAAUGGUGAUGUGGGACUUCUUAAGAAUGGAAAUAAGUAAUUAACUGUGCUUUCAUAUGCUAU
Molecule: messenger RNA, 2050 nt
Organism: Agrilus planipennis (emerald ash borer)
Lineage: Eukaryota; Metazoa; Arthropoda; Insecta; Coleoptera; Buprestidae
Product: rhamnogalacturonate lyase-like
Exons: 6
Coding region: 148-2031 (627 amino acids)
Biological process (GO): carbohydrate metabolic process
Molecular function (GO): catalytic activity; carbohydrate binding
Source: RefSeq, a predicted model, not a curated record